This is a messenger RNA of Umbelopsis ramanniana AG, 186 nucleotides long. RefSeq lists its product as uncharacterized. The record is from RefSeq and is a predicted model, not a curated record. Gene Ontology annotation, biological process: DNA-templated transcription. The coding region runs from base 1 to 186 and encodes 61 amino acids. Gene Ontology annotation, molecular function: zinc ion binding; DNA-directed RNA polymerase activity; DNA binding. Gene Ontology annotation, cellular component: RNA polymerase III complex; RNA polymerase I complex; RNA polymerase II, core complex. The transcript is spliced from 2 exons. Lineage: Eukaryota; Fungi; Mucoromycota; Umbelopsidomycetes; Umbelopsidales; Umbelopsidaceae.
AUGAACGCUGGAGCUUACGGUACCCCACAGCCACGACAACCUGUCCAGCAAAUGGCUUACAUUUGUGCCGCCUGCGGCAGCGAAAACACAAUCAAACCUCGUGAGCCUAUACGAUGCCAGGAUUGCGGACACAGAAUCAUGUACAAGAAGAGAACUAGACGUAUGGUUCAGUUUGAAGCUCGCUAA